CCCGCGGCCGUGUCCCCGCUGCCGUCUGCGCUGCUCUGUGCCCACCGAAGGUGGGCGGCAGGGUGCGAGAGCGCGGGGGAGGAGCCGAACAACCCGUUGCUUCCCGAUAGCACAGCCACCGCCCCCAGGAGUUCGCUGGAGCGCGGAGCCCCCUGCAGGGGAGGAGGCGAGCGGCGGGCGGGACGCGGCGGCGAGCGCGCACCAUGCAGUCCCGGCCGGGCCAGCGCCGGCUGCUAGCCGUGCUGUGAGGCGGCCGGGUCUCCCGGCCACCGCAUUCCGCCUUCCUCCCUCCCAGGUGCUGCAGGCGCUCUCGCCUUUGCUCCGGCUCUCGGACCCGGGUGGAACCCACGGCCUGCCUCUGCCCCACUCCGCCUGGAACAUGACGGGGGGCCCGGAGGAAGAGAAGGCGAGUGACAGGCCUGCGCCGACCCUGUUCGGGGGGCGGCCAGCUCUCUGAGACGCCCCCACCUGCUACCAUGUGUCGCCGCCACGGUUACCCAGCCUGUCGCUAAACUUUCCCGGCCUCGGCCCGACUCGGAGUUGCGUUUUUGAGCCGAGUGUCCCAGGGACAGAAGACCCAGGCUGGCUGCAGACAUCUGCCCUUCUCGGCGAGAUCCUUAGAGAGUCCCUUCCCUGGAAUUGGAGCCCUGACCGUCCCUCUCCAGCCCUGUCCUGCGAAGAGCUGAGUGCUGGCAGUGGAGGCAGCGCUUUCCCGAAGCAGUUUAUCUUUGGACGGAUUUCUUUAAGAGAAAAAGAAACCAACAGGUUGCCAACCCCGGCGUCACACGGGAGACUCCGGAGAGGGAAGCCCCAGCCCCGGUUUCCUCUGCCUGCCUUGGCCCCUCGCGGGCUGCAGGAGGAGAGGGGAGGGAGGGGGCGAUGGCUCGGCCUGACCCGUGCGCGCCGCCCUCGCUCCUGCUGUUGCUUCUGGCGCAGCUGGCGGGCCGGGCGGCGGCCGCCUCCAAGGCCCCGGUGUGCCAGGAAAUCACGGUACCCAUGUGCCGCGGCAUCGGCUACAACCUGACGCACAUGCCCAACCAGUUCAACCACGACACGCAGGACGAGGCGGGUCUGGAGGUGCACCAGUUCUGGCCACUGGUGGAGAUCCACUGCUCGCCGGACUUGCGCUUCUUCCUGUGCUCCAUGUACACGCCCAUCUGCCUGCCGGACUACCAUAAACCGCUGCCGCCCUGCCGCUCCGUGUGCGAGCGCGCCAAGGCCGGCUGCUCGCCUCUCAUGCGCCAGUACGGCUUCGCCUGGCCAGAGCGCAUGAGCUGUGACCGUCUCCCUGUGCUGGGCCGCGACGCCGAGGUCCUGUGCAUGGAUUACAACCGCAGUGAGGCCACCACGACGCCCCCCAAAUCCUUCCCAGCCAAGCCCACCCUCCCAGGCCCGCCAGGGGCGCCGUCCUCCGGGAGCGAGUGCACAGCAGGGGGCCCAUCUGUGUGCACGUGCCGCGAGCCCUUCGUGCCCAUUCUGAAGGAGUCGCACCCACUCUACAACAAGGUGCGAACAGGACAGGUGCCCAACUGUGCGGUGCCCUGCUACCAGCCGUCCUUCAGCCCAGACGAGCGCACGUUCGCCACCUUCUGGAUUGGUCUCUGGUCAGUGCUUUGCUUCAUCUCCACUUCCACGACGGUGGCCACUUUCCUCAUUGACAUGGAACGCUUCCGCUAUCCGGAGCGCCCAAUUAUCUUUCUGUCAGCCUGCUACCUGUGCGUGUCGCUGGGAUUCCUGGUGCGCCUGGUGGUGGGCCAUGCCAGUGUGGCCUGCAGCCGGGAGCACAACCAUAUCCACUAUGAGACGACAGGCCCUGCGCUGUGCACCGUCGUAUUCCUGCUAGUCUACUUCUUUGGCAUGGCCAGUUCCAUCUGGUGGGUCAUCCUGUCGCUCACCUGGUUCUUGGCGGCUGGCAUGAAAUGGGGCAAUGAGGCCAUUGCGGGUUAUGCACAGUACUUCCACCUAGCAGCGUGGCUUAUUCCCAGCGUCAAGUCCAUUACGGCGCUGGCUCUGAGCUCGGUGGACGGGGACCCGGUCGCCGGCAUAUGCUACGUGGGCAACCAGAACCUGAACUCUCUUCGCGGCUUCGUCCUGGGCCCACUGGUGCUCUACCUCCUGGUGGGCACGCUCUUCCUCCUAGCGGGCUUCGUGUCGCUUUUCCGCAUCCGCAGCGUCAUUAAGCAGGGCGGCACCAAGACGGACAAGCUGGAGAAGCUGAUGAUCCGCAUUGGCAUCUUCACGUUGCUCUACACGGUGCCCGCCAGCAUCGUGGUGGCCUGCUACCUGUACGAGCAGCACUAUCGCGAGAGCUGGGAGGCGGCUCUCACCUGCGCUUGCCCGGGCCCCGACGCCGGCCAGCCGCGCGCCAAGCCCGAGUACUGGGUGCUCAUGCUCAAGUAUUUCAUGUGCCUGGUGGUGGGCAUCACGUCGGGCGUCUGGAUCUGGUCCGGCAAGACAGUGGAGUCGUGGCGGCGCUUCACCAGCCGCUGCUGCUGCCGCCCGCGGCGGGGCCACAAGAGCGGGGGCGCUAUGGCCGCCGGGGACUACGCCGAGGCGAGCGCGGCGCUCACUGGCCGGACCGGGCCUCCGGGCCCCUCUGCCGCCUACCACAAGCAGGUGUCCCUGUCGCACGUAUAGGAGGAGGCCUCGGCCGAGGGACCCGUGCUGGGAGUUGAGGGAGGGGGUUGUUUUGUUUCGUAGCUUGAGAAGGUCACUUCCGUUUACCUUCAUGGUGCUGAUGCCCCCUCCCAGGACAAGUUGGAGAGAGGGAAAAGGGGCAGUUUCCAGGGAGCCUCUGUCCCAGUUCUUCAAGGGGCUCUGCUCACGUGUAUACUGAUUUGCGUUUCUUACUGCCGCCUUUAGAGGAACCCUCUUUUUAAUUUAUAUGUAUUGUUCUUAAUUUUUAACUGUUGCAUUUUGGCAACAGAAUUUACCUUUGCUUUGGGGGCUUUACAAUCCUAAAGUUGGCAUUGUAAUGAGGUUCCAUUUGGUUCAGGUUUCUUUGAACUGUGUGGUCUAAAUUGGGAAAAUAUAUUUCCUAUACGUGUGUCUUUUAAAAAAAAUGUGAACAGUGAAAGUUUGGGUUGCUGUGACUGGAAAGGAGUGGAGUGUGCUUUUUCAACUAAUUUCUCCUUCCACUGCUUAAAAGUGUCCAAGCUGCUUUAGAACUGCUGCACGUCCCAGAGUACAGCCCCAAGUCCUCCCAAGGAGGGGAACAUAAUGUGCUAGGGCCUCUCCAGGUUGACAGGUUUAGGUGAGGGAGUGCCUGGGGAUUUUGUGUGCAUCCUUAACCUUGUCAGUUGAGCUUUGGGUUCUUUGCAGCAGUCAUUUUCAUUCCUAACAGAACCAGUGUCCUGUCCAAGUUAGAAGUAGCAGCUAGAAUGUCCGCCAUAAACAUUUGCAAUAAUAAGAGCCUAAGAGAUAGUGAUUGGUUGAGCCUGAAUUCUACACUGGUGAGAUGGUAAGCUUUGUGCCAGAGAGGGGGUGGGUGGUUCUUAAUAAGCUUCUGUGAUCCCUUAUUAUUUUAAAGGAACUUGUGUUACAAUUUUGGUGAAAGUACACCCACUCUCCUCUUCUGGAAAUACUUAGGGAUUGUUGCUAAAGAGGGCUCCCUUUUAAAUUAAAGGACUAAAACGGAUAUGCUUCCAGUAAUUAAAGUAAAUUUCCAGCUUCUCUUAUCUGCUCCCUCACCCUGCCUCCUUUAUCAUGUUAAACAGUCUUUUUGCUUUUCUUAUUCCUUCUCUCCUGGAGAGCUGUGAUUAGAAACCACACCCACCCUCCAGUGAAGUGCUUGAACUGGGGGAGGGAGGCUGGCUACCUGUGAACAAACAUUGGCCCCAAGGAGGGAAAACAAGUGUCCCUGGACUCAGGGCUAGUUUUUUCCCCCCAAAGCAGCAAUACAGUGCUCUCUGCAGUCUCUGAAAACAAAUGAGACCCACAACAUCCUUGCAUAAGCUUUUAAAUAUGAUUAGUGGAAUACCAUUGCAAAAAGAAGCCCCCUCCCCACUCCACUUCCCGCCUCACCUUAAUUUUCCUUUUCCUUUUCUGAGAAAAAGAAAGGCCUAUAACACACUUGCUGUUACUAGGUUUGUUUUCCUAAUGUUUAACCAUUCCUUCAUAUAUGAAAGCCUAUAUCUUGGUGAAUACACACACACACACACACACACACACACACACACACACUUCUUUGCCUUCGGAAGUUAUGUUCUCCUAAUCUGUUUAACCAUUCAUUCAUGAAGAGUGUGAGGACACCACUGGGAAAGGGGUGACAGUGCAUCAGCCAGAAAAUACCAGUGACCAGGACUGAGUGGAAAAGAAAUUUAAUGGCCAAAGCAAUUAAAGACUGAGAAAGCUUCCCUAGGGAAACAAUUGGAAUCUAGGCAUUUGAGCUUCAUUUGAACCAAAGUUAGAAAAAUUUAAACCUACAUCAUUUUUCCUUCAUGAGUGUUGAAUAGACAAAUACAUAGUUGCCACAGGGAAUCAAAAUAGUUGGUGGAGAGAAGUCUAGUACCAUAGCUCCAAAGCUGAUCACAUUAAUAAAAUGGUACUGCUCUUGCCCAGCUCAUUCUCUGAAUCAAAAUUAAAAAUCCCGGAGAUUUGACAGAACCGUGUAUACAUAGCUACAGAACUUUGUGCAUAUCUUAUUCCUCUAUUUAUUCAGAAGUCUCUUCCUAGAACCUUGCAAUGGAUCUCCUGCCUGGCCACCAGUUCCUCUCCUUUUUUCAAAUGAGAUCACCUUGACCUCAUACCUCAUUUAACAUGUCUUCCCAGAAUCUGCUGCCUUCAGAUUUGGGCUAUCCCCCUUCCUUCAAAUCCAGAAAUGAUGCACUAAAUCUAAAAGUUGUAGGAUGAAGUGAGUGGAUUCACACUUUUUUUGUUGUUGUUGUUGUUGCAACAUCCCAAACCUGAAAACAAUUAAUUUAACCUGCAAAAUUAGACAGUUAAAACAUAGCUGCUAAGUCAAGAGAGGCAAGCAAGAUAGGUUAUGCUUUCUGAGAUCUAGUUUCAGAAGCACCUUUUAUUCUCACCUCUGCUCUCCUUCCCUCAUUCACUAAAAGAAACAAAGAUACCCCCCCCCUUUUUAGUACUCAGCCAACCCACCUAGGGAGAACACUGCAUCUAUUUAUAGCCACUCCUUAUUUCUACCAUUAUACUUAUUUUUCCCUGUUUUGCAUUUUUGUUAUAAAAACAAAUCAUACUCAUGAAAACAGUUAUAAAAUGAAAGGCUAUGGGGUAGGUAGUUCAGCAACUUCUUCACAGCCACCCUUGUGAGGUUGGGAUGUAGGGGCCCUGUUUCUAUCUCAGAUCCAGUUUCUGGACUGUCCCUUUCACUGUCCAGUUUUAAGCAGUGUCUCACUUCACAGGUUAGCUGGGGAGGAUCUAGGUAGAAAAUUGCUUGCAGGAACUAAUGGGACCUCAGUGGCCAGAUUGUGGGAAGUUUUUAAAAUUUAUAUUAUUUCCCUCCUCGCAUUUUGAAGUUGUCUAAAUUGGCUGGAAAUAAUUUUUCUUGGUGCCUUAUUGGUUUAUUCACACAAACCUUUUGUCAAGUUUCCAUGUGACUAUUGCCGAUGACCAGGUCCUGUGUGUAUGUGUUGUGUGUAAUUGUGUGCACGUACAAGCUUAAAUAAUAUGCCGACAGCACUGUUUCAAAGUUGGUAUUCAUUAGGCAGUUCCCUCCUGGGCCAGGGCUGCACUAAUCUUGACACGGGCUGCCAGGAGAAAACCUCAUGGAUCACACACCGAACCUUAAUAACAGCAUCGGUGACCUGCACUCUCUGGUACAGAAUGGGAACCCCAGAGCUAGGAAGCGCAGUUGUAUAUUUUAAUGAACUGCUACCCCUGCUAAAGAAGCUUCUUUCACUUUUGUGCUCUACAGAAAGACCAAGGGGGGUAGGAGGGACAAAGCUUUGAAUAACUGCUUUCUAACACCGAAUGUGGCAAACAGGAUGGAGCACAUCACAAAUCUAGGCAGGUGUGAGGUACAGUGACUAAGAAUCCCUGCUCCCUCUGCAUGCCCUUUUUUGUCUCCAAAGUCUAAUCAAGUGAUUCUGGGGAAGAAAUAUGCCUGGGUUGGGGAGGGUGGUUCUGAAAGAAAAAAACUACCAAGACAUUAAAGAAGGGUGAAGGAUAGGCAGGAUGUAAGUUAACCUGACUCAAAACUCAGAAGCUUCUAGCAGCCUGAUGACAAUUACAGGAUUUAUUUCAGCCAGCAUGUCUGUCUGUCUAUGGCACAUCUUUUAAAGACAAUAUUACUUCAUGUUUUUACAAACUGUAUGUACAGUAUGUAUGUCUUGUGGGUGUGUAUAUACAUAAUAUAUAUUAUAUAUAUGAGAGAUUUAGUGAUUUUUGAUACGGGUUUGGUGCAGGUGAAUUUCUUACUGAGCCAAAUGAGGCACAUACCGAGUCAGUAGUUGGGAGUCCAGGGCAUUCAGUACUUUUUAUGAUUUCCUAAGUGUGUAGUGCCUACCCCAUGCAGUUUAGUUACUGUCGCUGUCAAAUCCAGAACUCGCAUCAGAGCCAGCGAUAUUUUAUUUGUAGACAAUCAAUUUUAAUCUAUAAAUUAUUACUGACAAAUGAUUAUAAUUCAGAAUCCAUAACACUAAUAAAAAGAAACCCAGAGCAUCAUAAAGAGGUUUUGUUUUGUUCCUGGAAGUAGAGCAGCAAUUGUACAUGGUUAUGUUAGUCUCAAGAUACUUAAGUUGCUGACCUUAUUUCAGAAAAAAUAAUUUGUAUGAAUUCUAUUUGUGGGAAGGUAAAAUAAUGGUUUGAGAUUUUUAUCAAAUAUGGAGAUUAGUUAUUUAUGAAAACAAAGAAAUGUCUAUUUUUGUUUCUUUGUUCCCAAUUAAUGUAGAUAACUUUUAAAAUGCAUUAAAGCAAUGGUAAAGAAAAUAAACAGAUGCCCUUCAAGUCUCUUUCUCAUUUAUGGAGAGACUCUCUGCUUUCUAAGAUGGUCUGAGGAGUGGAUUCUAACUUUGUAAUCUGGUUUUUCAGAUGUUCUUAAAAUAUAAACAUCAAAGUCUAAUAAGUAAAAAUUGAAGCAAAUUCCAGUCACCAGAAGCAGAAUGAAUUAAAGCAUGUUUUACUGGAAUAUACUUUAUUUCUCCUGCCCAUCCUGUGAUUGUUCAAUUAUUCAUUUGAAGAAAUGAAGGGAGCUCCAUGGAAAAACGGAGAUAUUGCCUGUGUUCUGUUUUAUAAACACUGUCUACACACUGAACCUAUUUGGAGAGAGAUGAUGCAAUACUGUGUGUAUUUGGUUAAGGGACGACUCCCAAAAUUGCUUAUCAUUCAGUAAUUGGAUUCACUACUAGGUAUUGAGCUCUAAAUUCAUCAGGGAGCCUGGAGAAGAUAGAAAUUGAUUUAGAGUCCAUACUUACCUGUCACCUAAGCACAGAUGCUUAGUGAGCCUGAAUACUAUCGCCAGUGCAUCUUCUACUGAUUGCUGCUUUGGCAAAAAGGAAAAUUAGCCACCGAUGUUCCAAAUACCACUUCAUUUUAAUGCCUGGUAUGUGAGUGUUCUCUAGCAAUGUUUGGAGGCAAUGUGAGAAAAUGUGUGGGAAAACAAAGGUAAUUAAGAGUUUAAAAUAUCAAGGGAGACAACAAAUCCAUUUAGAGGUGGGAAUAACAACAUGAGAGUAUUUAAUUCAAUGUCAAUGGACACUGAGUGCUAUGGACUUUAUUAGAUUGGUACAUAAGUUAGGACAGGGGGGUUACGGGAAGGGAUAUAACAGGUAGGCAUGAUGCUGACAGAAAAGCAGUUACAGGUACUUAGGUGUACAGGACUAGCUGGCUCAUCUCUCCCUUGCUUUCUCCUGGCUCAUUUUUAGCCAACUGAAAAGGGAGAGAGGAGUACUCACAAGCUGGAGCAGAGACUUUAGAAAAAGUUGGAGAAGAGGUGAACCCAGGAUGAUAUCAUAAUGCUUCUAUUAGUGAUUUAUUUACAGAGCUCUUCAUUUGACGAUGGAAACAGGGUUGAAAGGCAGAAUGGUUAUAAGCCUAGGCUGGGGAGUCAGACAACUGAAAAUUCAAAUCCCAGCUCCACUACUAAUGGGUUGUGAUUCUGAAUUUAAUCUCAUAGUAUUUUUUUCUCAUCUGUGAAAAGGGGGAAAUAGUGGCAAUUAUAUCUUAGGGUUCAGAAGACUUAAAGGAUUAAACCAGGUUAAAGCAGGGUUAAGGUAGUAAAGCUAGGAGGCAGAAGAUGUUCAGGCAUGGAAUAGAAAGGGAGUUGAGAGGAUGUUUUCAAAUUUGAGUCUGCAUAAGAAUCACUUGCAGUUCCUGUGAAAAAUGUAAAUUCCCAAGCCUCCGCCCCAGGAAUUGAGAUUUAGUAGCUCUGGGACCAAAGAAGCUCCCCCUUCCCCCAAAAAAACUUUUAAUUUUGGAAUUUUCUGCAAAUCUAAAGUUAUCCAAGAUUUAAAAAGUUGCAAACGUUACCCAUCAACAUCGUAUAUUUUUACAGGAUGUUAUUGUAACAUUACAACUAAGAAGUCAGUGUUAGCACAUUACAGUGACCUCCAGGCAUCAGAUUUUCUACCAAUGUUCCUAUCUGUGCAGAACCCAAUCCAGGAUACCACUGCAUUUAUUGAAGAUUCAUGUUUCACAGGCACUUUCGGCUGAUGAGGCAGUGGUUUGCAGAUCAAAUCUUGAGAAGAUCUGGGACACUGAAAGGACUGAACAAAAUCAUAUCAUCCCAUCCCCUAGCUGAGGAGUGAAUGCAAUUUUAAAGCAGAAGGUGGUGGAGUUUUGGAAAUGGAAUCCUCUCCAUUAGUUCCCUUAAAAACAAGAUGCCUAAUGCCAGUUGAAAUACCGGAUUUUGGAAGGUGGCAGAUACUACACCUAGUCCAGUCUAGAUCAAAGAUAUAUGCUUAAGGAUGUGAGCAGCUCAGGGGAAUUGCUAAGAACGAGUUAGAGAUAGCUGCUUUGGGGAAAACAGGACUCAGGUGAACAAAGAGACUAGGGGGCAUGUAUGCCAUAUAAAAGCUUUAUUUUCUUGAACCUGGUGCUAAUACUUUGGAAGUCACAGUAAAUAAUAUCAAGCAUUGCCAGGUUGGAGGCUAGCUGAAGGUCAUAGGGUAAAGCUAGAAUGGACUGCUCGUGGGAGGGUCCCAAAGGGCUGAAGCAGCAAUUGAGUCAGCUCUCACUCUGAGCUACAUACAAGAGACACCAUCUUGGGAUUGCAGGUAAAGGAUUGAAUUGAGAAGAUGAAGCAGUAGAUUGUAAGACAAAUUUCUGUGUCCUUUGAGGUAUUUACAGAAGAUACUACUUAUAUCUUAACUAAGGACCUUAGGGUCUGGGACUAUCACACCAAAUCUCCCUAAUCUCAUUGAAAUUGCUUAGUCCUUAAAUCAGUUAAAAUAACCACCCAUCCUUUUACCCCACUGGAUUCCAGAUUCCUCUUAAUUUCUGAUUUCACUUUCCUGAGGCGCAGGAAGAACAAAUAAAGCACAAACUGGUAUUCUUAAACUUUAUCUCACGGCUAAGGAUGCAUUUUCACUUGCCAAACCCAGUGAAAACUGCCUUAGAAACCAAAUGUAUUGCCCCCUGUACUAGGGAAAGGAGCCUUACCGAAGAGCUCCUGGAUCUUUUGUAUUGUUUGCUGGCAGUGUUAGGCCUUCAAGGUUAAGUGUCUGGCUGUUAGAAUUAUGAUGAUCUAAUGAUAGAUUCUAGGUACAAUCUACAGAUUUUGCAUGCAAACAAGCUGUAACUUGGGUUAUUUUUCUGCCAGCUGUUAAGUACUUUUCCAAGUAGUUCUAUUCUCAAGAAUGGGUGAGGAAACAAUUUACUGUCAUCUUAAACAUGGUUAAAGAUUUUAGCUUGCUUGUGUGCAAACUAGUUUCCAAUAAGACUAAAUUGUUUUCUAGUUAAUUUUUUUUAAGAUUUCCUUUUUAGUUGUAGAUGGACACAAUAUCCUUGUUUUUUUUAAUGUGGUACUGAGGAUCAAACCCAGUGCCUCACACACGCUGAGCCUCAACCCCAGCCCCAGAUAUUUGCUUUUUUUAAACCAAAAAAUACUGCAUUUAGGAGCUGUAGGAAACUAAACCAAGAAGUCAAACUGUUAUAAAAUCAGGAUUCAAUGCUAUUGGAUUUCAAUAAUAUAUGGGCAUAUUGGGAGGUAAAUAGGAAAUAUGAAAAUAAAAAGCUUAGAUGGAAUCAGAUAUGUGAAUUUUUUUAAAAUAUAUUUUUAGUUGCCCAUAGACCUUUAUUUAUAUGCAGUGCUGAGACUCGAACCCAGUGCCUCACACAUGCUGGGCAAGCACUCUACCGCUUAGCUACAAUUACAGCUCUGAUUUGUGAAAUUUUUUUAACCAGAAAAUACCGAGACUAAAGUUGUGGUGUCAGGAUGAACCACAUAAAAUUACUCAGGCAAUUAUUUUUUGACUGGCAAAAUGGCAGUUUCACUGGGUUUAAAUAUGUAUUUCAAAUUUGUUUUUUCCUUGUCAUGAAAGUUCACAAUACACCAAUUAAAAUUUGAGGUCUAUAUUACAGUCUUAAAAAUGAAGCCAAAAAAAAAAAAAAAAACCCACCUCAAACCCCCAAA
This is a messenger RNA of Ictidomys tridecemlineatus (thirteen-lined ground squirrel), 10531 nucleotides long. It is a transcript of the gene Fzd5, whose product is annotated as frizzled class receptor 5. Gene Ontology annotation, biological process: non-canonical Wnt signaling pathway; canonical Wnt signaling pathway. The record is from RefSeq and is a predicted model, not a curated record. Gene Ontology annotation, cellular component: plasma membrane. Gene Ontology annotation, molecular function: Wnt receptor activity; Wnt-protein binding. Lineage: Eukaryota; Metazoa; Chordata; Mammalia; Rodentia; Sciuridae.